AUGGAUCGCGCAAGGAAGCGCGAACUGCGCGCCCUGAACGAUCGAGCUUGGACUGGCGAAAAAUGCCUCAUCGACGUCAGCUCGUCUCUCGACUCGUCGCUGCGCAAAAACACGUCGUUCAUGAAGCGUUUGCGAACCGCGAUAUCCGCUGCGAACCUCAACACCUUUAUCCAAGAGAUCAAAACGCUUAGCUUGCACAAGUACCUUUCCGAGAUCAUAUCAGCUUGCUACGAGGGUCUCUGCCGCCUCAAGACGCCGUCCGAGAUUGAAGCCGGAGUCGAAAUUUUGAGCGCCCUCCACCAACGUUUCGGACCCGAUGAGUUCACACAGCAUCUGGGGUGGUUGCUGGGCAGGGGGAUGGCCACGCCAGAGAAGAGCUAUUUGAAAACCCUGCCGGCUGAGGCUAGAGAGAAGGAAGAGAGGGAGCGGCUGGUGCGCCAGCGCGUGCUCAUAAGGGUCGUUACAGAGCUCUGGCUCGUCGGUGUCCUGCGGACCCUCGACGACACAACCCGACCUGAUGAUGGUACAAAGGGUGUUCCCGGAAAACCUCAAGAAGCAAAGGCCCGCACCAGCAUUAAGGGCGGUGGUGCUGAGCCGUUUCCUCUUGAAGUCCUGAAAGAUCUGCUUGGGCAUGAUCGAGAGCACGUCAACCUGCCGCUUCUGGUCACCUUUGUCAAAUCUUUCAGCUGGGAUGUAUUCGGCAUCAAGGCUGCAGGCGCAGAUGGACGGAAGACAGUGGAGGAAGACGGGGCUACUAAGACGACCAACGGCGGCACUGAUCCGGAUCAACAGGAGUCAAAUGACAUUGGCGGGACUGCCGAUGACGAGCCCCUUACGCCCGUGGAGCUGCAGGAGCGCUUCAGAAACGUAUUGAAAAGAUACUUUGAAGAUGUCAAGGCACAUUUGGAACGCGACCAAAAGGCAAUCUCUAAUCAGUCUCGCAGGAACGCAGAAGCUUAUGUCAAAUCCGGCGAGGUCUUUGAAGAUCGCCAAGCCAACUUUGACAAGCAAGUCAAAGCGCAGGAGAGGCUUGUGUCAAAUGCUCAGGUGCUUGCUGACAUGCUAGGAGCCGAAAUGCCGGAUUUGAAGGACGACACUGAUCCAAUGGCCAACGCCAACGCCUCGAUUGGCUUGGUGAGGACUGGGGAAUAUCUCCGUGGCCAAGGAGAAGGUGCAGGUAUCUGGGAAGACGAAGAGGAGCGACGCUUCUACGAGAACCUGGUAGAUCUGAAAGGCAAGGUACCCGCUAUUCUUCUUGAAGACGCCAAAAAGAAGAAGACCGAGACCGACGAGCAAGUCGGCAAGCGAGUCGAUGCGGCCGAACCUACCGAUGUCGCCAAGGGCGCCGAACCUGCAGACGACCAAUCUACUGCUAUCGCAAACAAAACUACUGGGGCUCAGGUUGACGCUAUCCUCCUGCGGCUUCCGGACAUGAUCACAAAGGACAACGUCGACCAAACGGCGAUAGAUUUUUGCUUCCUAAACUCAAAGGCAUCCCGCAACCGGCUUGUCAAAGCCCUCACUGACGUCCCCAAGGGACGCAGCGAUCUGCUCCCAUUUUGGGCCAGAUUGGUGGCCACUCUGGGUCAGCACAUGCCAGAUAUACCCAAGGGUGUUGUCGAGUAUCUCGAUGCGGAGUUCCGCAGCCUGCAACGCCGCAAGGACAAGGACUUCUUAAGCCAGGUUCGGCUGAGCAACAUUCGCUACUUGGCCGAGCUCACAAAGUUCAACAUAGUGCCUGAGCAUGUAGUGUUUCACUGCCUCAAGGUUAGCCUGGAGGACUUCUCCAAAAUGAACAUCGAGGUCAUCUGCAACUUGUUGGAAAACUGUGGUCGCUACCUUCUUAGAAACCCCGAGACCUCGCCCCGUAUGCUAUCAUUUCUGGACACACUACAACGCAAGAAGUCGGUCCAACACAUAGGACAGGCCGAAAAGAUGCUCAUCGAGAACGCCGUAUACUACGUCAACCCCCCGGAGCGACCUGCCAUUGAGCAAAAGGAGCGAACACCCAUGGAGUUGUUUGUCAGAAAGCUCGUCUAUGUGGACCUUUCGAAACGUAACUACAGCAAGGUCUUGAAGCAGAUUAGAAGGCUUCAUUGGGAGGAGAAAGAAGUGGUUGCCAUCCUGACAAAAGUGUUCACCAAACCUGGCAGGGUGAAAUACGGAAACAUUUACCUCCUUGCCAUUCUGCUCGGGGCCAUUUGCAAGUAUCACGUCGUCUUUACAGUCACGGUCAUCGACACCCUCAUCGAGUCUAUCACCUUCGGGUUGGAACAAAACGAGUUCAAGUUCAAUCAGCGACGAAUCGCCGAGGCCAAGUACCUGGGAGAGCUAUACAACUACCGCAUGUUUGAUCACUCGGUCAUCUUUGACACCAUGUAUAAGAUCCUCACAUUUGGUCAUGGCGGACCUCCGGUACCGGGACGGAUCAAUCCUUUUGAUCUUUCGGAUGACUUCUUCAGAAUCCGGCUGAUUGCAACGAUUCUUGAAACUUGUGGCAUGUUCUUCAACAAGGGUGUCCAGGGGAAGAAGCUUGAUUAUUUCCUCUCGUUUUUUCAGUAUUACAUCUUCACAAAAGAACCUCUGCCCAUGGACAUUGAAUUCAUCGUCCAAGACACAUAUGCUCUUACUCGUCCUCAGUGGAAGUUGGCCACCAAUCUGGAAGAAGCUUCAAGGGCGUUUCAAAUGGCCAUUGCCCAAGACCAGAAAAACUCUGGCCUCGACAAGGUCCUCGAGCAGGAUGAUGGCACUAGUGGUCCAUCGUCAGACGAUGGAGAGGGCGAUGGCGAUGAUCUCAACAUUGCUGAUGUCGAUGAGGAUGAAGAGGUGGAAUCUGACGAAGACGAUGAAAACGACGGAUCACACGUGGACAGUGAUUCGGAGGACGAGGCGAUUGUCGUCACAAGGGAGGAGGAGGAGGUCAAUCCAGAGGACGAGGCCGAGUUUGAGCGCGAAUACGCCAAGAUGAUGGCCGAGAGCCUGGAUUCAAGAAAGUUUGACAGGAAACCCCUAUUCGACGUACCGCUUCCAAUGCGCACCAAAAACCAGGCCGCCGAAGGUCCUGUGGUGAAUGCACCCGGGACUAUGGCAUUCUCGCUUCUGACCAAGAGAGGCAACCGGCAGCAGACCCGCACCGUCGAGCUCCCGUCCGACUCUAACUUUGCCAUUGCCAUGAAAAACCAGCAGGCGGCUGAGCGGGAGGAGCAGCAACGUAUCAAAAACCUGGUGCUGAACUUGGACCUAGGAGAAAACGAGACAGAAGAUGGACUUAACGACUCAGCGACCUGGCACGGACCAGACGUAGUGAAUCUGCUCGUCAUUUUUAAAUCUAUUCGCGGCCAGCUUCAGCGAGGCGGUUCAUCGAGUAAAGUCACACCACAGGUGCUCGCAACAAACUCGACUUCCAGCUCAAGACGGCAAUAUGGCAAGAUGGAAACCGCACCAAGAACAUAG
Messenger RNA from Pyricularia pennisetigena, 3453 nucleotides. RefSeq lists its product as uncharacterized. Gene Ontology annotation, molecular function: RNA binding; protein binding. The record is from RefSeq and is a predicted model, not a curated record. The transcript has 6 exons. Gene Ontology annotation, biological process: nuclear-transcribed mRNA catabolic process, nonsense-mediated decay. Gene Ontology annotation, cellular component: cytoplasm; exon-exon junction complex. Bases 1 to 3453 code for a protein of 1150 amino acids. NCBI's taxonomy places the organism in Eukaryota, Fungi, Ascomycota, Sordariomycetes, Magnaporthales, Pyriculariaceae.